GAAGGAGCUGGGAUGGAGGCAGGAUGAAGACACUGUUUGAAGAGAUCAAAGCAUCAAUUAAAAAUAACUAUAACCAAGAUCGAUCAUUUUGGAGGCCUGUUCUUCCUUGGGGAGGAGUUUUUACUAUCAAAGCUGGCCGCAAAGCAGUAUCCUGUACACCCCUCUAUGUUGAAAUCAGACUGAAAAAUACCUGCACCAUAGAUGGAUUCUUGAUGUUACUGUAUGUCAUUCUUAAUGAAAAUGAAAAUUUCCCCAGGGAACUCUCUCUCCACUUUGGCAGGGAGUUUGUAGACUGUUUUCUUUAUUUAAUGGACACCUACAGUUUUACAACUGUGAAGCUGCUUUGGAUUUGGGACAAGAUGGAAAAACAGCAAUACAAAUCUGAAGUUCAUAAAGCUUCAUUAGUAAUCGAUUUGUUUGGGAACGAGCAUGACAAUUUUACAAGAAAUCUUGAAAAUCUCAUGUCUACCAUUCAAGAGAGUUACUGUUCUAACUGGCGCUGCCCGACCCGAGUGCAGGAAGAUCAGCAGCGCACAAUUAGUAUAAAUCCUCCCCAAGAAAUUCCACAUGGAAACUUGAUACGACUGGCUGUGGAUGAGUUAUUCUGUUCCAAGAUUGAACUUUGUGAAGAGCGUGGGUGUGGUGGCUUAAGAGAAUUUUCCCAACGAGUUUUCUGCCAUGGGGCACCCCCUUUUGUUGUGUUGAAUAUGCAGCAUUGGAAACCUGAAGAUCUGGCAUAUGUACCCUAUUACUUGGAUUUAUCUGAUCACAAGUAUUUACUGGAAGGUGCCACUUUAUUUAACAAAGAGGAACAUCAUUAUUCUGCAGCUUUCCAGAUAGAUGGACAUUGGAUGCACUAUGAUGGACUCAGAAAUGUGAAUUUAAUUUUGUUAAAUAAACCCCCAGAGUUUCUCCUCUUGUCAUCAUUGGUUUAUAUUCGAGCAGCAGAGAAAUAAAUAUAGACUGAUGCUGAAUUCAAUUGUUCUCCCGCUUGCCCGUGCCCCCUAGAAGAAGGGCUCUUGUUCUGUAUAUACUUGGUAUCCAAGGAAACGGUUCAACUAUACUAGUUUCAGAGAUGUAUUUGUCAGUGUUUUGCCCCAGGUAAAUGUUUUAUAUGGAAGAUCUAUGCAAAAAUGCAUUUUUAAGUAUUUUCUGGGUUAUUUUUAUACAAGCAUAUGUUAUAUUCAAAUAAAAUAUAUCUUAUGGCCUUUGUAAUUUUUAUUUAUAUAUACCUCAACAGUUUUUACAUUUCUAUCCUUAAAUCCAAGAAAAUACUUUGUCGUUUUAAUUCUAAAUUUUUCUUUUUAGAUAUAUGAGUAAAUCCUAGGGUAAAAGUCAGUAUUUUGGUUAUCUGACUGUAUUUCUUUGCCUUACCUCCAAAGUGCACUAUUGGAUUUAGUAGGAUUUGAAUGUACGGCUUAUGGAUAGCUUAUUUUACCCAUUGCUUAGUUUAUUUUACCCUUUGCUAAUUUCUUUGUGGUAAUUAAAAAAUAUAUUGGAAAAUUUUUUUGUAGAUUAAACCAUUUCAUUGUAGUAGUAAGUUACUAUAACUAUUUGCUGAAAUAUACACCCUCCAGUGCAUUUCCAGCCUCUGACUUCAGUUAAUGUAAACAUUACAAACACAUUAUAUAACAAUCCUAAAUAUCUUACCAUUAAAUGGAACGAAAAUUCUCUACUAAGUUAUUUUGCAGACAAGGCAACUGUCAAAAAUACUAGGCAGCUGGAUAUUUAUUAGUGUUAGACUAACAAUAGAAAUGUGUUUAUAUAUUUAAGAAGAAAGUGGGGUACCUAGUAAUAUUUAUUCUAAUUCAGAUUUUUUAAAAAUUGUAACAUGUGGCUCCCUUGAAACUGCUCACUGACAUCAGGAGGCCUGGGUUUGUAAUGCCAUGGAGGCGAAGUCAGCAUUUGAUGGUUAACAGAAUACGUGUUUUGUUAUAAAUAACCUAAAGUCACUCAUCUUUUUGCAAUUUAAAAGGAGAAUCUUUUCAAGGGAGAAUACUUGAUGAACUAUCAUUAAUUUUAGUGUUUACAUUACAAUAAAAUAACAUCAUUUUGUAUUUGGGUUUGAGAUUGAGUGCAGUAUAUCUGAAGACUUUACAUGAAUGCAGAGUUCACUGCCAAAUACCAAACUGCUAAGGUUUCAUUAUAAAUCUUACAUUGCUAUGGUGCCGUGUUGAGAAAAUUUGCUGUAAGGAUGGGUAAAUGUGGGUGAAAUCUUGCUAACACUGUCUCACUUGGAGUAAAUAUUAUGAAAAUUAUUUUUAAUACAAGAAUAAGAAUGGCAUUUAAAACAAAAUCACCCAGGGUUUAUUUAAAUAGUUCCCCAAGUAUGGUAAUGGGAUUUGAUUGACAGCAAGCUUUUCUACUAACAAUGUAUUGCAUGAAUCAAACUAUACAACAUACAGAUACUAGCAACUACAUACAUAAAUGGUACAGUUACAUUAUUAAUGACUUAAGUUGUUCUUAAUGCAGAUUCUUCAGGGAAUUGCACUUUAUUAGGAUAUUAGUUUAUUGUUCAAUGACUUACCUACCUCACAGGGUUGUUGUGAGGGUUAAGAUGUUAAAAUUUUUAUUACCUUGAACAUGCUAAUAAAACAUAUUUCUACCUCUUUUGUGUA
This is a messenger RNA of Peromyscus maniculatus bairdii (prairie deer mouse), 2618 nucleotides long. NCBI's taxonomy places the organism in Eukaryota, Metazoa, Chordata, Mammalia, Rodentia, Cricetidae. The record is from RefSeq and is a predicted model, not a curated record.